Messenger RNA from Clupea harengus (Atlantic herring), 1887 nucleotides. It is a transcript of the gene slc25a38a, whose product is annotated as solute carrier family 25 member 38a. Gene Ontology annotation, molecular function: glycine transmembrane transporter activity. Gene Ontology annotation, cellular component: mitochondrial inner membrane; mitochondrion. Lineage: Eukaryota; Metazoa; Chordata; Actinopteri; Clupeiformes; Clupeidae. Gene Ontology annotation, biological process: glycine import into mitochondrion. The record is from RefSeq and is a predicted model, not a curated record.
ACAAUAGUGGAUGGCGAGUUUAAACUGGUUUGCGCUUAUAUGUUGUUGCCCCCGGUAUACUGAAGGGUCUAUCCAGACGCGAAGCUGUCUCAGACUAUCUGAAGGACUAGUGCAACCGGACAGUGAAGCAUCAGUCAUGUGAUGCCAGCAUUGCCACUGACCAGCAAUUACACCGUAACUCAUAACGGUAGUGCACCAUUCAAGAGAAAGAAGACUUUUUGAAUCAAGAGGAGGAUCUGUGAAACACCUCGGCACAGAUUAUAUUUUCUUGGAUCAUGGAACUAUCUCUGGUCCACCCUGCCCUUAAGGCCUUCAUGUGUGGCUCUCUGAGUGGUACCUGCUCCACGUUGCUCUUCCAGCCACUGGACCUGGUGAAGACCCGCCUGCAGACACUACACAGCACCACACAGCCAGGGUCUGCGAGGGUGGGGAUGGUAACAGAGUUCCUCAGCGUGGUGAGGACAGAAAAGGUCCUAGGACUAUGGAAAGGGGUGUCACCAUCAUUUGUGCGCACCAUCCCCGGUGUGGGGAUCUACUUCAGCACCUACUUCUCCUUAAAGCAGCACUACUUCUCUGAGAAAAGCCCCGGGGCCCUGGAGGCCAUGUUGCUCGGGGCCGGGGCCCGUGUGGUGGCAGGGGUUUGUAUGCUGCCGGUCACCGUCAUCAAAACACGCUUUGAGAGUGGAAGGUAUAACUACAGCAGUGUGCUGGGGGCCCUGCGUAGUGUCUGUCAGACCGAGGGACCACGGGCUCUCUUUUCUGGCCUGGCAGCCACACUCCUCCGAGACGCACCCUUCUCAGGCCUCUACCUCAUGUUCUACAGCCAAAGCAAGAAUGCACUGCCAGUGGAGAUUAGCUCAUCGUCCUAUGCACCACUGGGUAACUUCAGCUGCGGAGUGCUAGCUGGUGUCCUAGCCUCCCUGGUGACACAGCCAGCAGAUGUUGUCAAAACGCAUGUGCAAGUUUGUCCCCACCUCUAUAAGAGGACAUCAGACGCUGUAUACUUCAUAUACAAGGAACAUGGAUUGUGCGGGUUCUUCAGAGGCGCUGUGCCCCGCUGCCUGAGGAGGACCAUGAUGGCGGCCAUGGCCUGGACUGUGUACGAGCAGCUCAUGGCUCAGUUCGGCCUCAAAUCCUGAGUGGCGGACCAGCCAGAAAGACACAGAAUGCCAAAGAAGUGUUGAUGAACAAGCAAGUGAAGGACAAGUGGACAAGUUGGCCAGCAAUGACCAGUAAAGAGUGGGACAUUAUAUGGACAGAUACAAAGCUGCUGUGCAAAAAUUGACCCCGCUGUCUGUCGCCUUAUUGUCCCCAUUGGCGCCAUGACUGUGAAUUCUGCCAUUUGUCUUUUCAAGUGUAAGGCAGCUGCAUUGAUGUCACACACACACACACACACACAUACACACAGAAAGACAGUAGGUUUUUUGGGCUCUAUUGAGUGUGAAGGUAGAACUGCUGGUCUUGAGGUGAACACUUCACCUCUGCUAUAAAUUUGACUACAUGAAACUUGAGAUUUACGGUCCAAACCUCAUUGAUGAGGGCUUAAUUGGACAUGCUUUCAUUGCACUAAUACUGUAUCUGACCAGCUUUUAGUGACAUCACCUGAAGAAUGACUACUACAUUUGGAUUAGGCAUUGUAAGCUGUAGAGGUUGAAAGUGGACCACAGUUGAAUACUUUGCCUGAAUGAAUGCACUUUAAAUCUGGUUAAUGUUAUCUGUGACAGUCUUUUUUGUAUUGUUGUUACUAAGUUAUCUGUUCUCAUGACUAAAUGCACAACUAUAUGCUGCCUUAUAUUAAUACCAUGUGCUGAGUUAUUAUAAAUAGUUAUUAUAUGGUUAAUAUUGGUUGUGGUUAAUAUUUUGCAAUUAAAAUGAUGUAUCCCAAAA